Molecule: messenger RNA, 312 nt
Organism: Dibothriocephalus latus
Lineage: Eukaryota; Metazoa; Platyhelminthes; Cestoda; Diphyllobothriidea; Diphyllobothriidae
Source: the annotation of a GenBank genome assembly
AUGGUUCAAGGUUUAGCCUGUACUCUGCCAGAUGAUGCUACCCUGAGGCAGUUGCAGGAAACUGCUGACCGCCUUCGUAACCUCGAAAAAAGACUGGGAGCCUACGUUGAACCCAUGACAGAUCCCAAGUUCGGAAGCAGUAAGGAAAAGGAGGCCAUGCUCGAUGAGCUAUUGCGAGUGACGGGGAAAAUUAAUGAUACGGUUGAGCUGUUUCAGUCGUUCGAGAGAAUGCGCCGUCGUGAGGAAGAGAAGAAGGAGGUAUUAACUCUGUACAUUGCUGUUGGAACGACAGCUCUUUUUCCAAAACAAUAG